CACCGUGUGAUUUAAUGACUGCUGCGUCAGUCGAAUAAACGAGUUUGUACGUAUCGGUUGUUAUUUCUUCUUCCACGACCCCUUGGACAUAACAGUUGGCGACGAGGACAAAGUACAUAAAUUACGCGUAAAAUAAGAUGGCAAAAGUAUCCGCUACAUUGUCGGUCGGCACGAUAACAGUGUUUAGCCAUGAGCAGCAAGAAUGGCAGUUAUAUAAAGAAAGGCUCGAACAGUGGUUUCUUGCAAACGAAAUUGGGGUAGACGUGGAUAAAGCCGGUUGUAAACGUCGAGCAAUAUUUCUGAGUAACUGCUCGGAAUCAAGCUAUAAACUAAUUCGCGAUCUAGCUUUACCGCGGCAAGUCGGUACCUUAAGCUAUGCGGAAAUAGUUGCAUUAUUGGAUGGACAUUUCAAUGUGAAAAAAUGCUUGUUCGCGGAGAGACAUAAAUUUCAUGGGGCCACGCAACAUGUCGGCGAAGGGUUGCCAGAGUGGGCGGCACGAGUACGUGGUUUGGCAGUAUACUGUGGGUUCGUGUCAACAAACCUUGACGAGCAGCUUCGCGACCGUUUUGUGCUGGGCAUGGCACCUGGACCAGAGAGAGAUAAACUCUUCACCAAGGCGAUGUCCGAGCUGACCCUGAGCAAGGCCUUGGAAAUAGCUGAAGGCAUACGCAGUGCUCGUAUGGGAGCACAAGAAGCAAAUCGGCAAGUGGACGCGGGUACGCAACUUCAAGUGAUGAAGUUGGACACGCAGCAUAGCGCAGCACGCGGACGCAGCGCGCAAUCGCGCAGGAUGUUAACCACAGCUUGCGGCGAGCGAGCUCGAGACAGCUACGGCAACGGCGGCGGCAGCGUCGGCGGCGAAUGUACGGCCUGCGGCUACGCAGGUCAUCAGGCAUCGAGCUGCCGUUUUGUGCGUUAUAAGUGCAAAAAGUGUGGCGUUCAAGGACAUCUAAAGCGAAUGUGUAAACAAACUUUUAAUAAGCAACACUAUGUCGAGUGCUGUGGGGAUGCUGGUGAUGACGUGUUCGCAGAUUGACAGUUAUCGUGGCAACCGUAAAGUUACGUUUAGUGUGGGUGACCAAGUUCUGGUAAAACUUUAUAGUCAACAAAAACAAUAUUGGUCACGUGGUGUGAUUAUUAAAAGUGUAGGAAAAACUGUAUAUUUAGUCCAACUAACUGAAUCGGGUCAAAUUAUCAAAAGACACGCCAACCAGUUGCUCAAAUAUAGAGGGAGAGAAGAUAAGUCAUGUGAAAAGAUCGUUCCCGCAUUCAUACUGCCAACACAUCCGACUAGCACCGACCAGCUGCAGCCCGAAGUUUCUGCUGAGGAGUCAGCAGCACAACCAGAGACGACCUCAGGACUUGUUCACGGUGACAUCUCCACGGAAGAGGAAGCAACCUUGGCAACUCCCUCUAUAGAACCCGAGCCAGACCCGCGCUCGAAACGAAAUAGGCCUGUUGUAGAUUAUAAGAAGUUCUUCUAAAUAGAGGUGGAGGGAUGUUAUGUGGGUACCUACAUAUAUCUUUUAAGAACAAUUAUAGGGUAGACCACGGACACCGUGUGAUUUAAUGACUGCUGCGUCAGUCGAAUAAACGAGUUUGUACGUA
This is a messenger RNA of Trichoplusia ni (cabbage looper), 1609 nucleotides long. RefSeq lists its product as uncharacterized. The coding region runs from base 138 to 1037 and encodes 299 amino acids. Gene Ontology annotation, molecular function: zinc ion binding; nucleic acid binding. The transcript has 2 exons. Lineage: Eukaryota; Metazoa; Arthropoda; Insecta; Lepidoptera; Noctuidae. The record is from RefSeq and is a predicted model, not a curated record.